AUGAAUGACCCAGGUCUUGAUGAUGCCAUUGCUGAUGAGGCGAACGCCUUAGAUAACUCUUCCGGCAUAAAGAGCAAAAAUAUUGCAGGAAAAGAUGAGGAUAGUGAAUUUGAGGAGUCAUUAGAAGGCCGAUGGUGGCUUGCGAGUACCGUAUAUCCAUUAACAGCAGGAACAUUUGGUCCCAUGGCUAGCGCAUUCAAUAUAUGCUGCCUCUCACAGACAUGGCGAAUCAAGCCAGACAGCAAAAGUGGCGGCAUAAACAUCCCUGAUCCAAAAUGGGUCAUUGGGUUUAACGCAGUUUCUCUUGCAAUUGCACUCAUUGCGAAUCUUGCCUUGUCACUAAAUAUGGCGCGGCGCAUCAACUUCUCAAUUGCACAACCCAUCAUCAUCAUCGGAUGGUAUAUAUCAUCCCUCAUCUUGAUCGGACUGCUGAUUGCACUUGGCGUGCUCAUGCACAGGCCAGAGAACGAUGGGCUCAUCUAUAGCCAGGCAUAUUUCUACGGCGCAUUCGCCGCAGGAAUAUACUUCAUCAUUUCGUCUCUGUCUGUCGUGACAGCAUACGGAGCCUUCAAAGGGCAUUAUAGCCGCGAAUACAAGUUGUCGAAUAGUCAGCGCACAUUGAUGCUACAGACUAUCAUCUUCUUCAUAUAUUUGCUUGGUGGCUCAGCCGUGUAUGGCAAGGUCGAGGGUUGGCGAUAUUUGGAUGCGGUCUUUUUCGCCGACUACACAUUGCUCACUAUUGGGAUUGGAAAUUUUGCUCCAACGACACAUCUGGGUCGUGGCUUGCUCUUCCCGUAUGCCAUUGGUGGCAUUGUGAUUCUUGGUCUUAUUAUCUCGUCCAUCCGGACCCUCAUGCUUGAACGUGGUCGACAAAAGGUGGCAGAUGUGCUCAUCGCUCGCACUCACCGGCUUCUUGUGAAACGGGCUUCUUCUGAGCAUAACCACCUUCGUGGGUUAGUGCCUGAUCUGACACAUGCUGAGAAAGAAGGGAAUGAGACCAGUGAUCAUGAGCGACAAAAAAGAGAGUUUAUCACGAUGCGUCGCAUCCGGCAGCUGGCCAACGUUCAGCAUAAAUGGCUAUCGCUCAGUAUAUCCCUAGUAAUAUGGAUAGUCUUGUGGUUUAUGGGUGCAAUAGUCUUUUGGCGCUCAGAACUUCACCAGAGCUGGACAUAUUUCGAAGCGCUCUACUUCGCCUACACGACGCUGCUGACAAUUGGGUAUGGAGACAUAUACCCACAAAGCAACCUAGGCAAAUCCUUCUUCGUAUUCUGGUCUCUCCUUGCCAUCCCAUCCAUUACAAUCCUCAUCUCCAAUAUCGGCGACACACUCAUCCGAUUCAUCCGCGAGAUAACCAUCUUCAUCGGCGAAAUAACCAUUCUCCCAAGCGACGAACCCUACCUUGACAGAAUCAAAGAUAUUCUCCACGUCCACUCAGCCAACAAAUGGGUAUCCGACGAGCAAAGCAGUCAAGAAGACCUCUUCCACGACCAAAUACACAAUCCUAAACACCCAAUACCCCCCCUCCAGCACAGCCAAGAAGCAGAAGAGUGCCAAAAAGAAGAACCAGCCCAAGCAAGUGGCGACAGCGCUGGCGCAAGAAGACAUCACUACCACUACAUCCUCUUCAGCGAAGUCCGCAAGCUAAUGGACUACGCGAAGAGUGAUCACGCGAGGGAAUUCAGCUACCACGAAUGGGAGUACUAUCUUGCCCUCAUCUCUGGAAAACACAAGCCUUCUCCCUUUCCAGAGGAGAUAUCUGAGGAGAAGGAGCUUGAGCGGCGCCAGUCUAAAUCUCAUGAGUGGAGCUGGAUUGAUAAGAAUAAUCCGUUGCUGGGGGAGAAGAGUGAGGUUGAUUGGUUGCUUUGUGCACUUACUGAGGCGUUGGAGAAGGAGUUGAGAGGCGCUAGUGGGGGGUUUCUUUCUGAUGAUGGUGGUUUUGCGAGGAGGGAGACGAUCUGA
Penicillium taxi is the source of this 1959-nucleotide messenger RNA. RefSeq names its product potassium channel family protein. Lineage: Eukaryota; Fungi; Ascomycota; Eurotiomycetes; Eurotiales; Aspergillaceae. The transcript is spliced from 3 exons. The record is from RefSeq and is a predicted model, not a curated record. Gene Ontology annotation, biological process: potassium ion transmembrane transport; stabilization of membrane potential. Gene Ontology annotation, molecular function: potassium ion leak channel activity. The coding region runs from base 1 to 1959 and encodes 652 amino acids. Gene Ontology annotation, cellular component: membrane.